Messenger RNA from Rhopalosiphum maidis (corn leaf aphid), 1953 nucleotides. RefSeq names its product RYamide receptor-like. Gene Ontology annotation, cellular component: membrane. Gene Ontology annotation, molecular function: neuropeptide Y receptor activity. The record is from RefSeq and is a predicted model, not a curated record. NCBI's taxonomy places the organism in Eukaryota, Metazoa, Arthropoda, Insecta, Hemiptera, Aphididae. Gene Ontology annotation, biological process: neuropeptide signaling pathway. The transcript is spliced from 7 exons. Bases 298 to 1524 code for a protein of 408 amino acids.
GCGUCAGUCGUCAGUCGUCGAACAUAAUAUCGCAACUUUUUCCGGUCUGUUUGGCUAGAUAGGUCCACGUGAAUAAUAACUUAAUAAUAAUAUUAUAACGUAAGCCUGGUCGGUGUCCGCAGCGAUCGUGUGUGGCGAUAUUCUACAUUUUCUUCGAGGAUUUCUAUAAUGGUACACAUUACAAUGACAAUAAAUGCAUUCGUAAACAAAAGAACAAGGAUGAACAUGAUUGGUGGCGAAUCGCCGUGUAUGAUAUAAGGUUUGGUGUCCGGCGACGAGUUCCACGGCGGCGGCGCCAUGUCGGACAACGACGACGAGUCGGCAACCACACCGUGGAACGCUACGGCCGCCGCGCAGUGGAACGCCACCGGUUCCGCGGACGGGCUGUACUGUCACGCCGACGGCUCGGCCGCGUUCCAAACGCUCGUCUACCUGACGUACACGGCCGUGUUCGUCGUAUCGCUGGUCGGCAACGGUCUGGUGUGCUACGUGGUCGUGUUCUCCGCGCAGAUGCACUCGGUCACCAACUUGUUCAUCAUGAACAUGGCCGUCGGCGACCUGCUCAUGACGCUCUUCUGCGUCCCGUUCUCGUUCGUCGCCACGCUGCUGUUACAGUACUGGCCGUUCGGCAGCGACCUGUGCCACACCGUCAGCUUCGCUCAGGCUGUCGCCGUGCUGGUGAGUGCAUACACAUUGGUAGCCAUUAGCGUCGAUAGGUACAUUGCAAUUAUGUGGCCACUAAAACCAAGAGCUAGCAGACAUCAGGCCAAAUACAUAAUAGCAUUAGUUUGGACUGUGGCUGUGAUCACAGCUUUUCCAAUACUUCUAGUUACAACAUUGGAACAGCCAUCAAGUUGGCAUCAGCAAUGUGGACUCUAUAUUUGCAACGAGAACUGGUCAAGUGAGAACGUCCGGCAUUACUAUAAUGUAGCAUUGUUGGUGCUUCAGUAUUGCAUACCAUUCGCCGUUCUGCUAUUUACAUAUGUCAACAUCGGGGUGGUUGUAUGGGGCAAAAGGACUCCGGGCGAGGCACAGAAUUCCAGGGAUGUUAGAAUGGCUAAGUCGAAGAGAAAAAUGAUUAAAAUGAUGGUAACUGUAGUAAUAGCGUUCACGGUUUGUUGGCUGCCGUAUAAUAUACUUCUGAUUCUGUGGGAUCACGAACCCUCGCUGAGCACGUGGAGCAGCCUGCCGUACGUCUGGUUCCUGUUCCACUGGCUGGCCAUGUCGCACACGUGCUACAACCCGCUGAUCUACUGCUGGAUGAACACCCGGUACCGGACCGGGUUCGCGGCCGUGCUGCGCAACGUGCCCGGGUUCGGCCGGUGCUUGGGCGGCUACUUGCGGGCCACACAACACCAGUCGCACCACUACAACAGCCACAACGAUCCCAGUCAAGCGGACGGCCUGCACCGGAUCAACACGACGUCGUCGUUCGUGUCGGUCAAGUCACGGCUCAAGUCGUUCAACGGACGACCCGCGGCGUACGGCCGAAGCCGUCAGAAUUGGCACGAGGAAAGGCUCUGAGCACCGGAACCGUUCAUGCGACAUCGUCGACGACGGCCGGACAUCGGGAAAAACGCCGUUGUCGCUGCGCGGUUUUGUCGGCGGGCAAUCGACAAACAUAAACCGCACACUUCAUGUAUUUUGAACCGUUUCGUUCAGCAUACACUAGGCGACACUCGGCAAUCAUACAGGUGUAUGGAGGGAGGGGAUGUGCAGGAAAUAACCACAGUUAGAGAUACCCCUCUCCCCCUAAAACAGUGAUUUGUUUAUCAUUUUAUACAUUUUCAAAUCGCUGUUUUUCUAGAACACUAACUAUAAAUGUGUCUGCAAAAGUAUAAAAUAAAUGCUCAUUAAUUCCCAGUUUAUUUAUAAUAAAACCCUAGAAAUAAAACAAUUUUAGCUUAUUUUAACUUAAACAAGUCCAUCCAAAAUUAAAUUUUAAUAUAAACA